GUUUAAAUAUCCCAGCCAUCGACCGCAGCAGCAGAACACGCGCAACCAAUAACACCUUCAUCAUCAAAGGACGCUAGUAGUCACACCACAUUUCAAGUCAUACAAAAGAUCUCAGAUCUUGCUUUCUAGAUUCUACACUACUGCUACUGUUACUACCGCUAUUACGAGAUCGAGUCAUUUUCAAACACGAAAAUGGAUCACUACCCCGAAGUCAGCGUCAACGAACGGGAAACCCCAUCCUCGAUGCUCUCUUCCCGCCACGACUCCGCCUCCUCUAUCGCCAAAGCCGCCGCCGCUGGUCAAAGACCCUCAGGAGCCUCCACUACAGACGACUCCACAGCGCGUAACUCCUCAUACCACUCCUUCCCCUCGCCAUCAACGCACUCAUCAAACCACUCCACCCACCGCAGCGACUCGAGCUCGUCGUCCAACUCAAACGUCCAGCGCAUCGAAGCAGAGUACGCGCGGUAUACGGAUGCGCCGCCGCCGUACAGCGAGAAGGCGUAUGAGGGCAAGAGCGACGACGAGAGGAAUAGCAUGCGCAUGACGGAUUAUGCGAAGGAGAUUUCACGGAUGAUGGGACGGCAGUUGGUUAGGGGGUUGAAGAUUGAUGAGAGGGAGAAGGGGAGAAAGGGGGAUAAGGCAAGGUGAGGGGGUGCGAGGGAUGGAUGGGAUACGUGGUGUGGUGUUGACAUGACGGUUCGGCUGGUUCCUGUUAUUGGUUUUGUUUGUAUGAUUAGCACGAUUCUGUAUUAUUAGCACAGCGGUGGCGUUCAGUGAUGCUAUUGCAGCGCCUUGGAGU
Messenger RNA from Alternaria rosae, 802 nucleotides. RefSeq lists its product as uncharacterized. Lineage: Eukaryota; Fungi; Ascomycota; Dothideomycetes; Pleosporales; Pleosporaceae. The coding region runs from base 193 to 651 and encodes 152 amino acids. The transcript has a single exon. The record is from RefSeq and is a predicted model, not a curated record.